This is a messenger RNA of Amborella trichopoda, 1318 nucleotides long. RefSeq lists its product as uncharacterized. The record is from RefSeq and is a predicted model, not a curated record. Gene Ontology annotation, biological process: negative regulation of DNA-templated transcription. NCBI's taxonomy places the organism in Eukaryota, Viridiplantae, Streptophyta, Magnoliopsida, Amborellales, Amborellaceae.
UAGUAUUUUCAACCAACACUGCCUUCUUAACAACCUGCACCACCUGUAUGUAUUUAUUUUCUCUUAAGCCGGCCCCAUUUCUCUCUCUCUAGAUUUUACUCAUCCCUCUCCCACCCUCCCUUUCUCUCUCUCUCUCUCUCUCUCCUUCUAUUUCACAGAACACAUGCAUUGAUCAGCGCCUUUCUCUCUCUCUCUCUGUAUUUCACAGAAGACAUGCUUUGAACAGGGCCUUUCUCUCCCUCUCUGUUUCACAGAGACAAACAUUGAGAACCCUUGCGAAAGAGCCAUGAAAAAGAGCAAUAUCUCAUCCCCCAUGAAAGCUCUAUGCAACAACUUUGGCCCCAUUGCGUGCACACAAUCCCCCCAAACCCAAUCUUUCAGGGUCCCCCCAGACAUGUACAAGAGCUUCAAUUCCAUGUUCCAAGAAGACCCACUUUCUCUCUCUAAUGACACACUCUCUUUCUCUAACUCCAUGACCUCGAACUCCGAAGGAUGCAGCAGCACAAGCAGUAGCAGCCUCUCGACCGAUAGUUCGAUCAUCUCAUCAGCCAUGGCUAAGAGCACAAAGAGGUUCUUUUUCUCUAAGCCUGGAGAGACAAAGUCCAUUCUUGAGGAGAUGAAUUCUAAGCAAGAGCAGAACGUGGAUUUGGUCUGUGAAAACCGGGAAAUCGGGUGUGAAAGCCGCCGGGAAAUGGGGUGUGAUUUUUACAGUGAGAAAAAGGAUUUGGGAUGCGACUUUUACAGUGAGAAAAAUGAUUUGGGUUGCGAUUCUUACAGUGAGAAAAGAGGCGUGGAGUGCGAGUUUUACAGUGAGAGUGUGACAAUGUCGAUGAGUUCCGAGGACCCAUUAUGGGAUUUCAGGGUGUCAAUGGAGGAGAUGAUUGAGGCCCAUGGGCUUCGAGAUUGGGCAAUGUUGCAUGAGCUUUUGCAGUGUUAUUUGAAGCUCAAUGAGAAGAGGACCCAUAAGUAUAUUGUUGGUGCUUUUCUUGAUCUUCUUUUUAAAAUGGUUGCAGAGGCAGAGAGAGAAAAGGACUGAUGAUUCUUGGGCUUCUGCUCCUUAUAAGGUCUCAAAUGACGGAUUUUUCUUUUUUUCGGUUAAGUCUAAUUGAGGAUUUUCAACUCCUUUUCAUUUUAUUUUCUAUUUUUUUUUUAGGGUGUAUAUAAAUUUCUGCUGAUUUUUGUUCUUUUAGAGAGAAAUGGAGCUGCUUUUGGGUUUCUGUCUAUCUAAUGGUUUCAGUUGGCAGAUGUCCUGUUCAAUUAUUUUUGUGGGUGGAUUUUUACUGUCAUAUUAAUAGCCAUUUUAAUCUUUUUCUUUUUA